AUGACGAACCCACAAGAAAACCUCCCUCAUCGUCGAGAAACUGCAGCCUUCUUGAAACGAAGCAUCACUUUGUUGAUGGCUAUUGUUUGCUUCGCGUCUUUUACGUCGUUCCUUCAUGUCAGCCUUUUCCUCCGAGGAAACUUGGUGGAAACCUCGGCAACGGACGCCACAGUGUCUCCUUUGAAGAUCAAGGCAAUGGAAUCUCGCAGCAAGGAGAACCGCGUUCCUCAUCCAAAGAAGAAGCAGGGGAUGAAGAAAGAGAAGAAGCGAAUUGCCGCGGUGGAUCAUGGACAGAGAGCUCUUCGAACUUCUGGCAACGAAGCGACAAGCCAAAGAUCACGGAUGAUCGAUAGCAGCAGCACGUCGUCGAAUAAGAAAGUUGCAUCAAAGCGCAAGAAAAAGCUCGAUUUCAUUAUUGCUGGAUUCCCAAAGACAGGAACGACAAGCCUGCUUUACGCUUUCGGAGACCACCCAGAGGCUGACAUUGCCUCGAGAGAACGCUGCGGUGUCACCAAUCCAAUGACCAACGACACGGUUGCAUACAGCAAGCUCCAGGAGGCCUUGUCGGAACUGUCACCAUCACCUCAAGUCAAGCGCGCCAUCAAGUGUCCAAAUGCAGUAUAUCACGCAUAUCAUGCAAUUGUGCGGCUGGAGCAGCAUGCUCCCAAUGCAAAGUUUGUCGUUGGAUUGCGUCAUCCAGUCGCAAUGCUCCAGAGCUACUACAAUUAUCGCGUCACAGAACACUACGACAAGCAACAGAACGGGGGCGAAGAAGGGGGGAACGCCGAGACGAUCCCACCCCUGGAUAGAUUGAUUGGGGUAGACAAAGAAUGGAGAGGCGUCUCCACCGAUUCCACUCGAUUCGAGCUCUAUCUCAUGCAGUUUGGCAAAACUGCAGUGGAGGCAAACAUUCUACAUGCAAUGAUACCUCGAGGGGAGACACUUGCCGAAAGAAAGAACCAUCACUGGGCUAUCAAACCCAACACGUUUUCCAUCUUCCUGUACACCUUGGAUCAAUUGGAAGACACAAACAAUGCGGCUCGGAGCCAGUCAUUUCGGGAAGGCCUUCAGCACUUUUUGGAUCUCCAGAGGCCUUUGAAGCCAGUCGGUCGAGAGAACUUGAAUCACUUUGUGGGGAAGCAAGGUCACCCCGAAACGGUUGACAUUUGCCUCCCCAAGUACAAAUCCCUCCGCCAAAUCCUCGUGAGGCAGGGCGCUCGUUCGGCACGAUGGAUCGAGUAUGAGUUCUUGAGCAGUCAGGAUGUUCUCGUGGCCAAUCGCGACCACUUUUUGAAGAGUAUUCGCUCAUGGGGCAUCGAUCCUUGCGACCAAAGUGCACAAACGACGCAUGAGGGUAGCAGCACCGAGAGCAAAACCGAGGAUAGUCCUGACGGAGAAAAGACAGUGCGACAAUUGUCGUCGAAAGCCACCGCAAGGAAGCGCGUCUUUGCUCCCGGCAAGAACCACAAGAUUGAAAUCUUGCCGGUCAAGUUGUAG
Molecule: messenger RNA, 1497 nt
Organism: Seminavis robusta
Lineage: Eukaryota; Bacillariophyta; Bacillariophyceae; Naviculales; Naviculaceae
Source: the annotation of a GenBank genome assembly